Labeo rohita (rohu) is the source of this 2103-nucleotide messenger RNA. RefSeq lists its product as uncharacterized. Bases 179 to 1993 code for a protein of 604 amino acids. The record is from RefSeq and is a predicted model, not a curated record. Gene Ontology annotation, cellular component: mediator complex. Gene Ontology annotation, molecular function: transcription coregulator activity; nuclear vitamin D receptor binding; nuclear thyroid hormone receptor binding. Gene Ontology annotation, biological process: cellular response to thyroid hormone stimulus; regulation of transcription by RNA polymerase II. The transcript is spliced from 17 exons. NCBI's taxonomy places the organism in Eukaryota, Metazoa, Chordata, Actinopteri, Cypriniformes, Cyprinidae.
CGUAGCGCGCGCUGAUUAUUAGAUUCAGGCGGGAAAUUAAUUAGCAGCCUCUGAGUGCUAGAAAGUCUUUUUGAAAUUUGUCCGUUUGUGUUUAUAUAUUUAUCUUCAAGUUAUGUGUUGUUAAUCUGGAGACAAAUCUCUUGAGCAGCGGUCUAGAAGAAAUGAACAAGUGGCUGAAAUGGAGUCCGAACGCGGUUUUGUAAGUAUGAAGACCAAGACUUUAAUGUCUGACUUGAAGUCCAAAUAUGCUGACAAAUCUUGGAAUGAGACCGUUCAGCUGGUCCGGAGAUGUAUGGAAAAAACAAAAGGAGACGACAGAGCUUGUGAGCCGAUCACUACAUGUCUUCAGAAGAUCAACGAGGCGCUCAACGUGUCCUCAUUGACAGCAAUGGUGUCCAGACUCGAGAUGAUUGCCAGACAAAAAGGAUUGGGGUCACAUAUGAGUCCCACAGAGACUGUGUGUUACCUGACAGCAGACCUGUUUUACAUCGAGGUGGUGCUGCUGUCGGGGGGACGAGUGGAAGAUGUGAGGGUGGCCCAUCAUGGUGAAGCUCCUGUGUCCAGCCCAUCACUCCUUCAGUUGUUAAGGAUGAAGAAAUUUGAAGAGUUCUCUCUAAAGUUGGACGACCUUGCUUCUUUUUACAACAUCCCAGGAGACAGUGAUGUCAAGAUUAAAAUCUACACCUCUCUUCGGCACCUGGAAACCGACCUCUUCAAAAUAUCCCAUUUACCAAGUGCCUCCUCUAGGUCUUUGAGAGAAAGUGACCUUCACGUUGACCUCAUUAUGAACGGCAGGAUUGGAAACGUCCGGUCGGGCAAAGAGGGAUCUCCACUGACAAUCAAGUACUACGUUAGUCCAUUAGAUGUGCUUAUGGGGUUGUCAAGCACAGAUGAGGUUAGCAGUGGCCAGGUUGCUCUGGUAACAGUGGGAAGCAGUGACGCCUCUCACAAGCUGCAGAUGGAAUCGCUGAUCUCUUCUCCACCUCAGGUCGACUCUUUCGGGUUUCCAGUGUUUCAGCCGCUCACUGAAUCCUGCUCAGAAUUACUCCCAGCCACCUUUCUUCUCAAACUACAGCCACCGUUACCCAUGCUUAUUUCCUUUAUAGAGAAAAUGGGCGAAAUCACAGGUGGUGUUGUAGCUGAGAAACCCCAGCAGGUGGAGCCUCUACCUCAACUUCUCAUGAAGACCUGCAAACUGCUGAACUCAAAGAUCUGGACUGAAGGGGUUCAGUUUGUUGUGCCUUUGCCCGCCUCGGAGUACCACAGUUAUGUGUUCCCUGGGGCCGAAUGGGGCCGAGAGUCCUGGAAAGGGGCCUUAAUUCACACAGUCCCCUUCACACACCCUGGCCACGUCCCUGCCUUACUGGAUAUCCUUCGCCAUCAGUCUGCCAUCAACGUCCUGCUGGCAAGCUGUUUCAGUAACCACAACCACCACAUAGAUGCUGGCUUGCUGUAUGACCUGAGAUGUGAGAUCCUUCCAGAAUCAGACCACAGCCUUUCUGUUACAUUCAGCAUUGAUGAUGAUAACCACCUGGCUGUUCUUCAGGUGACGGUGGUGGAUUCUCAUCAGAUGAGCUGCAGGCUUCUGAUGCCUGAUUUUGUGGAUCAUAAAUUGGACGACUACAUUUCCAGAGUCCUUAUGCGAUGCAUGUCCAUCCCUAUUACGAUGAGGGCCAUACGCAGGAAAGUGGCUGGCCGGACGUUACCUCUAGCCGACAGAGAAUCCUCUGUUGCGAUGGAGAGCACCUUGCCUCCCCACUCUGAUCAGUCUGUUCCCGAUAUCAUCAGUGCUGUCUACCCAUCUGCCUCUGUUUCCCAUGAGGCUGUUAAGGAUGAGAGCAUGGCUUCUCCUCCAGGCUACUAUGUUAUGUCUGUUGCUGCCCCAGUGGCUGAUAAUGCGAAUACAGAUGUUGUUGCUAACCGUUCCCCCUGUGCUUCUCUGGGUGUCUAUUCACAUUGGGCGACCAGCGGACUUCCUGCAGAGCUUCUAUAGUAUGAGAAGAGAUUUUAUAAGAGUAUUUUAAGAGAUUUCUCACUAUUUUAAACAAAUCUUAAAUAAAGAUGUUAUAUUAAAGCUUAUAGAAAGCGGUUUAUCCCAUGAAU